GUAUCUGCAAACCUCCUUCGGCUGCAAAAUCUCACCCCAAAACUAAGAUGAUGCUUGGGCUGAGCUCAAGCAUGUCCAUCCCCAAUUUCCUGCUCCUCCUCGUCGCAACCGCUGCUUCCUCUUCCUUCACCGGAGCCCAUGCCGGCGUCGCCUGCGCGCCCGAGGAGAGGGAAGCCCUCUUGGCGUUUAAGCAGGGCAUCACCGGCGACCCGGGGGACCUCUUGGCAACAUGGAAGUCGGAUGAACCUGACUGCUGCCGGUGGGGAGGAGUCCAGUGCAGCAACCUGACGGGCCAUGUCCUCGAGCUUCACCUCGGUGACGGAGCUCUGACCGGCGAGAUAAGUCAUUCCCUGCUCUCCUUGCAGCACCUGGAGCAUCUCGACCUCAGCUUGAACAACCUCCAGGGACCAACCGGCGAGAUCCCGGAGUUCCUAGGCUCCUUCAAGAACCUAAGGUAUCUGGACCUCUUUGGCAUGCCGUUCUCCGGUGCGGUGCCGCCUCAGCUUGGGAACCUCUCAAAGCUCUACCAUCUUGAUCUCUCGAGCUAGG
Messenger RNA from Panicum hallii, 549 nucleotides. RefSeq names its product receptor-like protein EIX1. Lineage: Eukaryota; Viridiplantae; Streptophyta; Magnoliopsida; Poales; Poaceae. Bases 48 to 548 code for a protein of 166 amino acids. Gene Ontology annotation, molecular function: protein binding. The transcript has a single exon. The record is from RefSeq and is a predicted model, not a curated record.